UGAAUAGUACUCCGUCAGACUCUAUGGCGUCUUUACCGGGUGAUUCCUGGGCAGUGAGAUUGACAGCUUUAUUCGUACGAUGCUGUGGCUUUUGGGCAGAGGAUACAAAAUUUGGGAGAAAAGCUAUGGAUGUUAUCGUAACAUAUUCACUAAUUGCACUCCUGUUCGCAUUUUGUGUCACGUCAAAUGACUUAUACAACUGUUAUGGUGAUUUUGAUAGAUUCACCUAUUGCGGUCUCAAUGUUGUUACGGUGGGAUUUGGUUUUUAUAAGCUAGUGGCAUUCUCUAUGAAACGACGAAUGUUCUUACAUUUGAUUUAUUAUGCGAAGAAAAACUUCUGGUUCUGUGAUUAUGAUGAAUAUGGUACUGAGGUAAUGAAUGGUUGCAUGAAGAGAUGUUUGGGGAUCAUUAUAUUCGCAGUUUUCAUGUGCCAUUUGACGAUAAUUAUUCAUUACAUAAAGCCUUUGAUAGCAAAUCAAGGGAUGAAUGAAAGUGACAGAAUUCUUCCCUUUCAACUUUGGAUUGACUUGCCCGUCACGUUGACACCAUGGUAUGAGAUCUUAUACAUUAUCGAGAUGUUUUCAGGCUAUCAUUGCUGCAUCUGCUACUUCUGCUUCGACAACUUCCUCUGCCAAAUCAACAUAACUCUUGUUGGUCAGUUUCUCAUUCUCCAAAAAGAAUUCCGUAGUAUUUAUGAUGAACGCUUUGCGUUAAUGUCCAAGGACGAGUCUUAUAUCCAUGCGAGGCUUAUUAAGUGCGUUGAGAAGCAUCAAGCACUGAUAGCCUUCACGGAAAAAGUGAAGGAGCUUUACAGAGAUGUCAUUCUCGGAGUCGUUGUUCUUCUCAGUUUGUUGAUAUGUCUCGAAUUAUUCCAGCUGAUGACGACGGUUGGCGAGAUGCUGGCUAGAAUCCAUUACUGCGUAUACGCUGGAGGCAGUAUAGCCCAACUUUACUUUUUUGCACUGACCUGCAAUGACCUGACAGAAGCAAGUCUCGCCAUAUCCAAUGCAGCUUAUGAUGUGCGAUGGUUUCUGAUGAAAUCCGCUGAUAAGAAGAAUGCGCUAGUCAAGGAUUUACAGACUGUCAUUAUGAGAUCCCAGAAAGCUUGCAGUCUGACUGUUGGUGGGUUCGCACCGGUCACCCUGAUGACUUUCACAUCGAUUUGUAACAGAGCGUUUUCGUUCUUGACUUUGAUGAGGCAGAGUCUGGAUUACUGAGUAUUUGUUGAGAAUAGAAAAGAAUAUAGCACUGGUUAUUUGUCCGCGGUACAACUUAAUCAAGUUCCGAGUUCAAAUAUAUAUAUUUGUUCUUUAUUAAUCUUUUGUGAAUAAAAUAUGGGGAUAUGAACUCUAGCUCGUUAAAAUUUUCCGUUAAGAUAGCCGCAUUCUAUUGGCGCAGUACUUUACCCGUGAUUUAUCUACUCGUAAAAAUUUUAUGAAUUCACUCUGGGGCUUAGUCAAAUGUCUGUUCAAUAACUUUACGGAGGUCCGUGAAGGCUAUUUUCUCUGGAAGCUGUGAUACAAUGGUGGUUUGUUCAAUUAACUGAUUAACCAUUGUUAAGUAGUAAUAUUCAAGUCUUUUUGAUUUUUGUUCGUAUUAAAGCAAUGAAAAUUAUUGCCGGGUAAUUCUCAUAAAGUAUACCGCGGCGUUCGGAAGUAUCUUUCAAUUGAUACAACCAUAAUAUCUCUUAAUUACUAUCAAAGCUUUCA
This is a messenger RNA of Diachasmimorpha longicaudata, 1709 nucleotides long. Its product is annotated as odorant receptor 30a-like. The transcript has 6 exons. Gene Ontology annotation, molecular function: olfactory receptor activity; odorant binding. Bases 24 to 1217 code for a protein of 397 amino acids. The record is from RefSeq and is a predicted model, not a curated record. Gene Ontology annotation, biological process: detection of chemical stimulus involved in sensory perception of smell; sensory perception of smell. Gene Ontology annotation, cellular component: plasma membrane. Lineage: Eukaryota; Metazoa; Arthropoda; Insecta; Hymenoptera; Braconidae.